AUGAAGGGGGGGGGGGCGACGGUACCGAAGACCCCCCCCCCCGCCACCGCGACCUCCGCCGCGCCCCCCCCCGCCGCCGCCACCACCGAAAAGAACGCGAGCGCCCCGUUUUGGCGACGGCUGGAUUUACAAAAAAGCGGGGGGGCCUCGGAAAAAGGGGGGGUCCCCCUUCCUCGUCUCGAUACCAAGCCUGGGGGGGUCCCCCGAAUUCUUCCGCCCCCCGACGACGACGAACCCCCCCUCCCAAGCCGUCCCCCCCCCCCCGGCUUUCGUCAGCUCGGCCGAUCUCCUCAAACUGCGGGCAGCUCGGCGAGGGGCCCCCAAAGAGCUGAAGAUUCGCCUCAUCAAGGUGGAGAGCGGCGCCGGGGGGGCAGGGGGGGCGCCUUCCUCACCGAGGAGGAGGAGGAGGAGGAGGACGACGACGAGGAGGAAGAAGAGGAGGAAGAGGAGGAAGAAGAACCCCCCGGCCCCCCCCUGGCUCAGCUCACCAUCCGACACAGCGCCGCCGAGGUCGUCCGCGCCAGCAAGCAGGCGCGGCUGCGGGGCCCCUUCAGGGAGUCGUACCUGUGCCCCGCCCAGUCGGUGAAGCCCCACAUCGACUCGCAGGAGAAGCUGCCCCGGGACAAGCUGAACCCCCCAACCCCCAGCAUCUACCUGGAGAGCAAGCGGGACGCCUUCUCGCCCGUCCUGCUCCAGUUCUGCACCGACCCCAAGAACCCCAUCACCGUCAUCCGGGGGCUGGCCGGCUCCCUGCGCCUCAACCUGGGGCUGUUCAGCACCAAGACGCUGGUGGAGGCGAGCGGGGAGCACGCCGUGGAGGUGCGCACCCAGGUGCAGCAGCCCUCGGACCAGAACUGGGACCUGUCGGGCACCCGCCAGGUGUGGCCCUGCGAGAGCAGCCGCUCCCACACCACCAUCGCCAAGUACGCCCAGUACCAGGCGUCCUCCUUCCAGGAGUCCCUGCAGGAGGACAAGGACAGUGAGGAUGAGGAGGCGGAGGAGCCCGACAGCACCACGGAGACGCCCCCCAGCAACCCCGACCAGAAAUCCCACCAGAUCAUCAAGUUCGGGACCAACAUCGACCUCUCGGACGCCAAGAGGUGGAAACCGCAGCUGCAGGAGCUGCUGAAGCUGCCGGCCUUCAUGCGGGUGUCGUCCACGGGGAACAUGCUGAGCCACGUGGGCCACACCAUCCUGGGCAUGAACACCGUCCAGCUGUACAUGAAGGUGCCGGGGAGCCGCACACCCGGCCACCAGGAGAACAACAACUUCUGCUCCGUCAACAUCAACAUCGGCCCCGGGGACUGUGAGUGGUUCGCGGUGCACGAGCACUACUGGGAGACCAUCUCCGCCUUCUGCGACAAGCACGGCGUGGACUACCUGACGGGCUCGUGGUGGCCCAUCCUGGAGGACUUGUACCGCUCCAACAUCCCCGUGUACCGCUUCGUCCAGCGCCCCGGCGACCUGGUGUGGAUCAACGCCGGCACCGUCCACUGGGUGCAGGCGACCGGGUGGUGCAACAACAUCGCCUGGAACGUCGGGCCCCUCACCGCCUACCAGUACCAGCUGGCCCUGGAGCGCUACGAGUGGAACGAGGUGAAGAACGUCAAGUCCAUCGUCCCCAUGAUCCACGUGUCCUGGAACGUCGCCCGCACCGUCAAGAUCAGCGACCCCGACCUCUACAAGAUGAUCAAGUACUGCCUGAUGCAGUCCAUCAAGCACUGCCAGGUGCAGCGGGAGAGCCUGGUCCGCGCCGGCAAGAAAAUCGCCUACCAGGGCCGCGUGAAGGACGAGCCGGCCUACUACUGCAACGAGUGCGACGUGGAGGUCUUCAACAUCCUCUUCGUGACGAGCGAGACAGGCGGCCGCAACACCUACCUGGUGCACUGCGAGGGCUGCGCCCGGCGCCGCAGCGGGGCCCUGCACGGUGUUGUCGUCCUUGAGCAGUACAAGACCGAGGAGCUGAUGCAGAUCUACGACGGCUUCACUCUGGUGGCGUCACCCGGCUCCAGAUGAGCCCCCGCCCGGCCCAGGGGGACCCUGGGCCCCCCCGAGGGGAUGCGGGGGGGGGACAACAGGACACGCGGGGACACGGACCCCCCCGCCCCUCCCCCCACGAACACUUUUUAUUUAUUCACGGAGGAAUCGCCCCAAAAAACCGUGUGUGUCCCCCCCCCGCCCCCCCCCAACCGGCGCUGGAUGGGGGAGGGGGGCCCGGACAGACAGACGGACGCCGGGGUGGGGGGGAUUUGGGUGGAAACCCCCUGUUUUUAUACAAAAAAUUUACCAAUUUAUAGGAGUUUAAAAAGGAAACACCCCCCCCCCAAAUCGCAGCCCCUCCCCCCACGGGGGGGUGGGGGAGGGGCCAUUCUCGGCCCCCCUGACCAGUGGGGGAUGGGGGGGUGUCUUUCUGCCUCCCCCUCCCCAAAUUGGGGGUCCCUGUGGGGUGCCCUGCAUAACUCAGAGGGGGGCUGGGGGGGGGGUCCUCAAAACUGGGGGGGGUGUCCCUGCUGCCCCCCACCCCCCUUUUUUGGGGGGGUCUUAGUGCCCCCCCGCAACUGCAAUUGGGGGGGUCCGGCUGCCCCCCAGUUAAUGGGGUGCUGGGGGGGCAUUGGGGGGGAGGGGCCCCUUGCCAAGAUUCAACCAAAAACUCGCCCCCCCGCCCCCCCAAACCAGCUGCCCCCCCCCAAUACGGGUCCGGGCUGGGGGGAGGGGCCCGGAGGGGGGAGGAGGGGGUGUUUUUGGGGUGCUUGUCCCGCCCCUCCCCCCCCUCACGGGGUGGGGGUGGGGCUCAGGUCUAUAAGGGGGUGGGGGCUCCUCCCCCUCCCCCCCAAACCAUGGUGCAAAGGGGGGGGGACGCGGCCCUCUGCCGCCCCCUCCCCAAAGGGGGGCAGGGGGAGCCCCCCCCGCGGGGGGAGGGGCCUUGGGGUGCCCCUCCCCCCCCCGAGCCUCUUCUGGGUUUUUUUUUUGUUCUUUUUUGUAAAUGAUCUUUUUUUUUUGCCUCUUUUUUAAUUUAUACGCGGGGGGGGGGAGGGGUCGCUUUAUUUAUUGGGGGGGUCGGGCCGGGGGUCCCCGACUCCCGGGGGUGGGGGAGGGGUCGGGGUGGGGUGGUCGGUGACGUCCGGCUGUCACAUGACCCCGGGUGACCCCGUACCCCCGUCACCCGGUGAUCCCUGACCUUGGGGAGGGGGGGGGGUUGCCCCCCACCCCCGGGGGUGCCCCUCCCCCCCCCGCCAUGGUGCUGGGCCCUGCGGCCGCCCCUCCCCCCCCCAUACCCCCGUGUCCCCUCCCCCCCCCGUCCCUCCCCACCCCCCUCCCGGGCCCUGGUGUUUUAUUGGGGGUGGGGGAGGGGUCGGGGCCGCCCCCCCCCCGCCCCCCGCCCGCGGCCACAGAAGCUAUUUUGUACC
This is a messenger RNA of Phalacrocorax carbo (great cormorant), 3407 nucleotides long. Lineage: Eukaryota; Metazoa; Chordata; Aves; Suliformes; Phalacrocoracidae. The record is from RefSeq and is a predicted model, not a curated record.